Protopolystoma xenopodis is the source of this 576-nucleotide messenger RNA. Lineage: Eukaryota; Metazoa; Platyhelminthes; Monogenea; Polystomatidea; Polystomatidae. The record is from the annotation of a GenBank genome assembly.
AAUAACUACGAAAAAAAUGACUCUGGAGACAACAACCACAAAGAUGAAUGUAACCUUAGUGAUCGAAAUAUUUUGUCCUCCCACCAAUCCAUUGUCAAACAUGCUGGCCGAAUUCCUAACAUUCGGCAUCAGUCUAUCUUCGAACGUGAACUGGAGCCAUCCGUUUCUCUUUCUGGGUUCUCACUAAGCCGUCAGCAGAGCUUCGAAUCUGGCUGCAAAGUUGGAUCCAGCCAAACCAGCUCAGCCAGGAAAACUAGGAUACGACACGGGAGACAACAGUCUGCAAAAUGGCGAAAGGGCACCGAAAUAAGUGGCUGUAAAGUUGGCUUUGAUGAUCGAAGACGUCAAUUAUCUCAGCUUAUGCGCCGAGGACCUACAGUGUUGCGGUUUGGUCAGCUAAAUUGGCUGACUAACAAUAAUCAGGCUUCAACGUUCGCCCUCCACGUACACCCACCUCCAAGAUUGUCGCGUGUACGCGCGCCACGGGCCCCUGAUGAGGAGGUCGAUGAAAUAAUGGCCAUGGCUGGCAGAGCUCGGUCGCUAGGCCAAAUUUUGUACCUACUGAAUGAAAAUUAA